GGUCGACUGGUUUGAAGAAAUCCUCUCUGUGGCGCGCACAGGAGGGUCUGAGGACGUGGAGCUAUUACGUCAUGUUCUCAACACAUUGAGGGAGUACCCACUCUCUAUGAAAGACAAGAUUAUACUGUCAUAGUGAGUUUUU
This is a messenger RNA of Aplysia californica (California sea hare), 142 nucleotides long. RefSeq lists its product as uncharacterized. The record is from RefSeq and is a predicted model, not a curated record. Lineage: Eukaryota; Metazoa; Mollusca; Gastropoda; Aplysiida; Aplysiidae.